This is a messenger RNA of Drosophila suzukii, 1776 nucleotides long. It is a transcript of the gene ppk24, whose product is annotated as pickpocket 24. NCBI's taxonomy places the organism in Eukaryota, Metazoa, Arthropoda, Insecta, Diptera, Drosophilidae. The record is from RefSeq and is a predicted model, not a curated record. Gene Ontology annotation, cellular component: plasma membrane. Gene Ontology annotation, biological process: sodium ion transmembrane transport. Gene Ontology annotation, molecular function: ligand-gated sodium channel activity.
AUGCCAGUUGCAAUGGAGUCCUUGGAUCAGGAGCCCUUUCGUCUGGCAAUGGGCCGAGCUGCCUGGUGGAUACCCAAUCCCGGAAGGGCAGCACCCAACCACACCACUCAACAUCCCAACCACUUACCUGGAACUUCCGCGGAGGAUACGCGAAAAUUGUCAUUUGCCGCCGCUUUAAAGGAUUUGCUACAGAACCUGUCGUUUCAUUGUUACAGCAAAUUAGUGGAGCCUGGUCGGCGGAUUAAAGAGCGUUUCUUCUGGUUCAUUUUCCACAUAACCGCUUUGAGCGUUCUAAUUGCAUUCCUCUGGGGCACCUACACCAACGAACGGGAGGCCUUGGUGACCACUAUGUACCACCCGAUGUAUCCUAUUUGGAAGGUGGAGUUUCCGGCGAUAUCUGUUUGCAGCUUGAACCGCAUAUCGCAACGUGCGGCCUGGCAAUAUGCCCACGAACUUAGUGGCAAAGAUCCAAAGCAUCGCAAUGCCAGUCAUUUCUACGACCAACUGAAGGCCUUUAUGUACAUGUAUUACGAUCCCACGGAUCUGGCGGAUAUAGAUAAUGCCCUUCGCUUUCAGAGCUUCUUGGACAAGUUUGACACGGGUGAAGAGGACCUCUUUUUCAAUACCAGAAAGCGCAUGCACUUUCUCACACCGAACUGUAGUGAUAUGUUUGUAAGCUGCAGAAUUGCCGGGCGACUCUUCGACUGCAUGGACAAGUUUGAGACAACCCUGACCAGUCACGGUUACUGUUGCACUUUUAAUUAUGAUGGGAGAUAUGUCAAUAAGAGGGACUUUAGGCAGCGAUACUUUGGCCCCGACAUGGGAUUGGUUUUGACUCUUAAAUCGGAUCCCAGAGACAACUUCUACAAGAUAAAUGGUCACAAUGGCUAUCCGGAUCCCUAUUCCGGGGGCGUGGCAGAACGCGUGGCCGAAACGGGCUUUAACACCUUGCUUCCAGUACGAGCCAAGAUAUUUGAAACUCCUGAAGCGCGAAGUAUGAGCCCAUCCGUGCGCAAGUGCCUGUUUGAGAAUGAGAUGCCGUGGAUCUUUGCCCGUCAUUAUACCUUCAGUAAGUGCAUUUCGGCUUGCAGGGCGCAGAGUGUCGUCAGUUUGUGCGAGUGCGUUCCGUUCAGCCUGCCCCACAGAUAUAUCGAUGGGAACGCGAAGAGGAUCUACUGCACACUGCAGCACCUGGCUUGCCUCAAGCGCUACGAGUUCAAGUGGUUGAACGUCAUCACCAGUCGCGAGAAUGUGACGGGUCUGGAGCACGAGCUGCAGGACGCCCUCUACUGCCCGCUCUGCCUGGCCUCCUGCACGGAGACCCGGUACAGUGUCCGUGGAGCCAUGACUCUGGGCCUGCCCACUCCCAAUCCGACCAAGGGUCCAGCGCGAAGCAAUCCCGGACCACGUGCCAAUAACAGUUACGGCCCAAGACUGAGUCCCGGAUCCGGAAAGGUCCCCGUGCACAGCUCAUCCUCCCCCGCCGAACUGGCCGUGGUUCGUAUUUAUUUUGCCGAAACGCACAUUCAAUACUUUCGCCAGAUUAUUAAGUGCGCCUGGUACGAGACCUUCAGUACAAUUGGCAACAUCUGCGGCAUUAUAGCCGGUUUCUCGCUGAUUGGCAUCUGCGAGCUGUUGUUUUUUCUAGCCAAACAAUUAUGGCAGGCCUGCCGCGCGGAACUUCGGGCCGAUCUCACCCACAUCCACGUCCAAAUCCGGACGCAGGUAGCGGAACCGGAAGCGGAGCGGCCGAUGAAGUUGUUUAUUUUGCCGUAA